AUGGCGCCCCCGAAAUAUGUCGAUGACGAAUCCUUUAUCAAGUGGACGUCGGAGCAGCCGCCUCCCGGCGCUCCCUACGCGCUCCCCGUGCCCAACACUCAACGCCCAAAUCGGACUCCGGUGUACCGUCACUGGAAGCUGACCGAUGGGCCCCUGAUUUCGAGGUUUUCCGACAAGAUCCGGACGAUGCAUGAGAUCUUUGAGGAUUCCGUCAAGAAGAACGCGAACAAGAAAUUCCUCGGCUGGCGGGCCUGGAAUCCCGAGAAGAGGGCUCACGACCCCAAGUACACAUACAUGACCUAUGCCGAAGGUGCCGAGCGGCGGAAGAACAUCGGUGCCGGAGUCGUAGAGCUGCACAAGCGGAUUGGCGUCACGGCUGAUAAGUAUGGUGUUGGACUCUGGGCACCCAACUGCCCCCAGUGGCAGCUAUUCGACCUUGGCUGUAUGUCCCAGUCUUUGUGGUCAGUCUCCCUGUACGAGACCCUGGGGCCCGAGACCUCGGAAUACAUCAUCAACCACAGCGAGCUUGUUUGCGUUGCGAGCUCGCUGCCUCACAUCCCGCAGUUGAUCAAGCUUGCGCCCAGAACCCCAGGCCUUAAGAUGAUCAUCUCGCUCGACCCGCUCGAUAACGGUGAACCUGCCAACAGCACCAAGCUUUCUCUGCUCAACCAAAUGGCGGCCGAUGCAGGCAUCCAAAUUUUCUCUCUGGAACAGGUCGAAACCAUCGGCGCACAGUCCGGGAGGCCCAUGCGCCCUCCCCACGAGGACGACAUCAUCACCAUUAACUAUACCUCUGGUACCACCGGAAACCCUAAGGGAGUCGUCCUGAAGCACAGCCAUGGUGUCGCCGCCAUCUACGCUGCCAUAUGCAUGGGUCAGUUCCGAAACGGUGACCAGCACAUGUCCUACUUGCCUCUGGCCCACAUCUAUGGCCGUAUGCAGGACCAGCUUAGUUUUGCCAUCGGCGGCACGACAAGCUUCUUCCGUGGUGAUGUCCUGGGUCUCGUCGAGGAUCUCAAGCUCGUGCGACCCAAUUACUUCUGCUCGGUCCCCAGGCUGUACAACCGCUUUGCUCAGUCUAUUCGUAUUGCCACAGUCGAGUCCCAGGGCUUCAAGGGAUCGAUGGCGCGCCACAUUGUCGACGCCAAGAAGGCGAGCAUGAAGCUGCCCCCAGGCCAGGCAACAAACAAGCAGUGGCUGUACGACAGGAUCUGGUCGCCCAAGGUGCGACAGGCCGUCGGUUUGGACCGCGCGCGCUUCAUGAUCAGCGGCAGCGCUCAGCUUGAUCCGGAUGUCCAGGAGUUCCUCCGUGCCGCUUUCGCCAACGACUUUUACCAGGGUUUUGGCAUGACCGAGACCUACGGAAACGGCACCGUCCAACAGCCUGGUGAUUUGACCUUGGGUAUCCUCGGUGGACCAUGUGUUGCCAUGGAGUACUGUGUCGAGUCCGUCCCGGAUCUCGAGUACACUAUUACAGACAAGCAAGGGCCGCGUGGUGAGCUGUUGGUUCGUGGACCGACCGUCUUUAGCGAAUAUUACAAGAACCCCGAGGAGACAGCCAAGACGGUCGAGGCCGAUGGCUGGUUCCACACAGGCGACAUCGUCCAAGUCGACAAGCUCGGGCGCAUCCAGAUUAUUGACCGCAAAAAGAACGUGCUCAAGCUGGCCCAGGGUGAAUACAUCUCGCCCGAGCGCCUCGAGAAUGUGUACAUGGGUAGCUCGAACCUGAUUGCGACCGCCUUUGUCCAUGGUGAUGGCAAGGAGUCGAGCCUCGUGGCGGUCUUCGGCGUUGACCCUGAACACUUUGCUCCAUUGGCGUCCAAGAUCAUGGGCAAGACCAUCGCGCCUACAGACGCGGAGGCGAUCAAGGAGGCGUGCGGCGACGCAAACGUCAUGAAGCACUUUAUGAAGCACAUUGACGAGAUUGGACGGUCCCACAAGUUCAACAGCUACGAGAAGGUCAAGGCUGCUCAUCUGGCCCUGGAUCCCUUCAGCGUCGACAAUGGGAUCUUUACGCCUACACUCAAACUCAAGCGCCCUCAAGCAGCCCGGGCUUUCAGGAACGAGAUCGAUCGCAUGUACGCCGAGAUCAACUCUCAACCGUCGGCCAAGGCCAAGCUGUAG
Messenger RNA from Pyricularia pennisetigena, 2124 nucleotides. RefSeq lists its product as uncharacterized. Gene Ontology annotation, biological process: long-chain fatty acid metabolic process. The record is from RefSeq and is a predicted model, not a curated record. Gene Ontology annotation, molecular function: long-chain fatty acid-CoA ligase activity. The transcript has 2 exons. Gene Ontology annotation, cellular component: endoplasmic reticulum; membrane. Lineage: Eukaryota; Fungi; Ascomycota; Sordariomycetes; Magnaporthales; Pyriculariaceae. Bases 1 to 2124 code for a protein of 707 amino acids.